Molecule: messenger RNA, 1722 nt
Organism: Xyrauchen texanus (razorback sucker)
Lineage: Eukaryota; Metazoa; Chordata; Actinopteri; Cypriniformes; Catostomidae
Product: methionine-R-sulfoxide reductase B3, mitochondrial-like
Exons: 7
Coding region: 200-763 (187 amino acids)
Biological process (GO): protein repair; response to oxidative stress
Cellular component (GO): cytoplasm
Molecular function (GO): peptide-methionine (R)-S-oxide reductase activity
Source: RefSeq, a predicted model, not a curated record
GUCAUUACCUAAGAAGUACACAGACGUGGAGCUGUUUGACAAAUGCGCUUCUUUCACAGCGGCCCCCGUUCAAUCUCUGCCCUGCUGUUCUGCUCGGUCCUAACGCCAUUCCUUCUGUCUGCUGGAGUGUUAGGAGGGUGUUUUAGCAGGUGACUUGGUCUCUCGCCGCUCUCUUCUUCCUGCAGCAUCAGCGCCAGCUAUGUCCGGAUUCAAUCUACUGCAUCUGGUCACCCAAGGCCAACCUGUAAAACUCAAGGCCUGCGGGCUCCCCUCAGGAACAUGCCGGAGCAAGAAGACAUGGCCCAAAACGUUCCCAGUGGAGGAGCUGAGGAAGCGGUUGACCCCCAUGCAGUACCUUGUUACUCAGGAGAAAGGUACAGAGAGUGCUUUCACAGGAAAAUAUACAGAUAACAAAGAGGAAGGAACGUACCACUGUGUUGUUUGCGGCACCCCACUUUUCACGUCUAAUAAGAAGUUUGACUCUGGAUCAGGAUGGCCUUCCUUUUUUGAUUUGAUCAAUAAGGACUCCAUCACACAAACAGAUGACUUUUCAUAUGGCAUGCACAGAGUGGAGACAACCUGCAGUCAGUGUGGUGCUCACCUGGGCCACCUCUUUGAUGACGGACCCCUGCCAACAAGGAAGCGCUACUGUAUAAACUCAGCCUCCCUCAAUUUCCAAUCAAAAAACGCUGCCUCUGAGGGGGUGGAGCCAACCGAAGGUGCUGGCCAAUCACCAUCUUCUAGUAAGAAUGAAGAUCUUUAAUGGAACUUGAAAUGGACCAAUCAAGUUGCAGAUGUCACACAGGCUACUCCAAAGUCACUCCUGAACUUCCAAAUGCAAAUAUAUUCUAAGCAACAUUUGUCCAAUUUAUGGGAAUGUGUGCAUGGAAUGCAAUAUCAGAUAAGAAUGGUCUAACAUUUGCUCCUCAACUUUAUUGCUUAAUGGAGGGGGAUAAAGGGAUAUUUCACCCAGAAAUAAAAAUUACUUUUUUUCACUGUGUAUCAUAAAAGCAGAUGUUAGGCAGAAUGAUAUCGCCGGUCUCUAUUAACUUUCAUUGAAUGGAAAAAAGAUGAAACCAAAGGGAAUGGUGAUUGGCACUAGCAUACUGCCUAACAUCUCCCUUUGUGUUCCAUUGAAGCAAGUCAUAUGGGUUGAAUAAAUUAUGAGUUUUUAUUUUUGGGUAAACUAUACCUGAAAAAUAAAGUGAUCUAGAAACCUGGUAUUGCUCCCAAGAACUUUGAUGUGCUAUUCUGUUUUUGAACACUCAAUGGUGGAUGUCAUAAUGUUAAUAAUAUAGACUAAUAUAUUUUUUCUGCAAAAAUAUAUUUUUAAAGCCCAUUGAUUGGAAACAAAUUAUAUAGGUAUACUUUCUCCGUGUGCCGUGUUGUUUUUGAAGUGACAUGUGAUACAGGGAGGCCAUGAAGUCUUAGGAAAAUGCUAUGCAAGUGCUCCUGUGAGCAGUAAAAUAAGCAACGAGUGGAGAACAAAGCAUUCUUUGAAAUAAAAUGGAACAGAUGACAAAUGUUUAGUCUGAACAUAAAUGUAGCCUGACUUUUAAAGGUGCUUUUUUUUGGUCUCCCUGCUUGCAGUGCCUAUUUUUAUUCUGAGUUGAAUAUUUUCUUGGAUAUUGAUUGACUUUGAUUGAUAGACUUGUAUUGUUCAUUAUUCAUAUUGACCGGUGUGAUUAAAGGGUUAAUAAGAACCAUUUGUUGUUGUGAGUU